Molecule: messenger RNA, 530 nt
Organism: Chinchilla lanigera (long-tailed chinchilla)
Lineage: Eukaryota; Metazoa; Chordata; Mammalia; Rodentia; Chinchillidae
Product: translation initiation factor IF-2-like
Source: RefSeq, a predicted model, not a curated record
AUGGCCAAAGAUCAGAAGCUGGAGAGCAAGGUAAACUGCAUCAAAGCAGAUACUGCCAGCAAUGGCACGCUCAUGAUAGGCCAGCUUGAACGCAGUGACGACCCCCUCCUAAGGACUUCUCGUUCUUCCCUGCAGGGACUGGAACUGCUCCAGAGGGUAGCGCUCAGAGCAGGGCAUGCCCAUCAGCCCGAGGAAGUCUCGCUGGGACCAGCUGGUGAGGUUAUUCAGACUCGACCACGACGUCCACGUCCAUCACCUGCCUUCCUGGAGGAGCGAACCACCUUCCCUUCUUGGAGCUUCCAUCAGUUAUUAGGAAACAGUGAGCUCGUCAGCGCUCCGUGGGGGUUUUGUGGGAAACCUGUGACGCUUGGAGGCGAAGCGAGAACCCGGGCACACAGCAGCGGCGCUCGCCGCCCCGCUCCCCUCCUCUCCGGGGCUCCUCUGCCCGGCCGGCACGGCGGCGCCCGCGAAGUCACCCGGUCCUCCGCAGCCGCGCUCCGGCCGUCACUCACCUUCCCACGGCCCGGGCC